AUGAGCAUCUUUGAGUUAGCAACGCAGUGCAGAGGCCUCUUUCGCGAAUAUCUUGGCCUCUUGUCUCAACUCGAUCGCGACAAACUGCCCUCGGUCACCGACAGCUCGGACAGAUUCGGCUCAUGGGCGUAUUGGACUAGAGCCACCUCCAACAAUCGAGACUCCAUGGACUGGCGCCUUGUGGUGGGUUCUGUACCUCACCGUGGUAUCACGAGCUUGCUUACGCGCCUUGCUGAAGUUAUCAAGAGCGAGAUGCAUGAUCUGGACUCGCGCAAUUCCAGGCAGAUCUCCUCCAUAACAGAGCCAGAUGCCGAUGAGCAGGCAACUAUUGAUGAUGUGUUUGAGAAGCUGUUCAAACUCUGGCGACUAUUUAGUCGAUCGGGCAUUUUAUUGCAACGCGCGGACAGUGCCUCUUUAUACUUCGAAUACGAUGAGCAGACUAGAGUAAAUCUUACAUGCAAAUUCAGAGACAGCGUGCGGAAUUACCUGGACGCAACCUUGAAAGACACCAGCAAAGUGAUCAGAAAGAGACUGGAGAACACAAUAUUCAGGCGACAUCAAUACCUGUGCUCUCUAAAGGCAAAAUCGGAAAAGGCCCACGAUCACCGGCCUUUAAAUGGAUUACAGCCUCAACUAUCUUGCUCAACAGCCCAAGGUUCGUGCAAAGGCAAAAAUGUCCCCAGCAGGGGAGCCACAACAGCCUUGCAAAGCAGUCAACAACCAGAUUCAAUGAUGAGAGUGCCAACACAGACAAGUCUCUCUAUUCGAACAGCCCCAACUGCUUGUACGUCUGGAAACGGGCAUCUACACUCAAAGAAGCAAAGAAUAGACAAGCCCAUGUUUUCCACUGCGGAUCUCCCGCCUCGCCCCUCCAGCUGCACCGAGAUGGAAUGCCCCUAUUGCUUUGAAGUGUAUCGGCCAGAAGAGUUCACGAGAGAGAAUUGGCUUCAACACAUCAUGCAGGAUCUGAUGCCCUUUGUGUGCGUUUACGAGAUCUGCCCAAGUCCGUCUGCAAUGUUCGACUCGUAUGAACAGUGGAUGAUGCACAUCGAAAGGUAUCACAUGGGAGGUGGCUGGAAAUGCCACCACCACCACUUCGCGAUAUCUUUUGAGGACAAAGACGACUUCCGGCAACAUUUGAUUGAUCACGGCGACAGUGCUAUGGAAGACUCGGAGUUUGAUCAUUGGUAUCCUCCAUGCCAGCCCCUACGCAGCUGCCUAUUCUGCACCCAGUACGAUGAUGAGCACAUCUCCGAAGAUGUGCAUGAGCACAUUGCUCGCCAUCUCGUCUUCUUGUCCCAGGUGUCGCUACCUGGAGACUUUGUGGACCUCAAAUACGGCGAGUUUGGAUCUGAAUUCGAUGGAGUGAGCAGCGGCAAUCUUAUCGAAAGCAGCUGGCUCCCUUCGAUUGCAGGUUCCGACACGGCUCAGAUGGAUCCUCUUCAGUCCUCGGCGACAGAAGACGAAGGUUUGUCUGCCGAUAUAAGAGAACCACCUCUAGUAGAGCAUGAAGAUGGCGAGCCUGACAUGUGGGCUCGACUGGGGAUCUCAGGGGAUGCUCGCCAUUCGGGACAAACCGGCAGCACGAAGCCCAGGUACAACCCCGAGAUGGACAGUGUGCUGGUGCCCUUUCGACUGCGUUAUAUUUCGGAGACGCAGGACUACCGGAAGGCCGGUGUCAAUGGUGCCCAUGCCAAGGAUUUCAUUCGGAGCAGUGUCCAGCUGGCCAGCAGUCUCGACACCAAAGGCCAGUUCAGUACCGCAGGUGCCAUCAUGAAGAAGAUCAUGACGGACUGCACAGUCCAAGCCAAUGCUCCUUCUGCCAACAAUUAUGCUCGAAGUACGAUACAGUGCACGCUACGGAGCUGCCAUCCGUCCCAAUAUCAGGAGAUCAGAAAAAUGCUCGAGUAUGACAGCACCGAUUCCGACACCACUGACUCUGAGCACACCGACUGCACCCGCACCGAUGACGGCUCCACAGGCGACCACAGCCCUGGCUGUAGCCCCAGGCACGCAAAGCGCAAGAACACUCACGAUACUGUUUAUUCUGAGGCCUGA
Molecule: messenger RNA, 2058 nt
Organism: Trichoderma citrinoviride
Lineage: Eukaryota; Fungi; Ascomycota; Sordariomycetes; Hypocreales; Hypocreaceae
Exons: 2
Coding region: 1-2058 (685 amino acids)
Source: RefSeq, a predicted model, not a curated record